Dicrocoelium dendriticum is the source of this 1833-nucleotide messenger RNA. NCBI's taxonomy places the organism in Eukaryota, Metazoa, Platyhelminthes, Trematoda, Plagiorchiida, Dicrocoeliidae. The record is from the annotation of a GenBank genome assembly.
CAGUUCUUCAGAACCCGGAUCCCAGUCCGUCGAUCGUGGGUUCUUUUUGUCGCCCAUUGUGGACAUGGUUUCCGAAGACUUGAGUUUGCCUGACCUACCUAAUGACACUCAAGCCGAUGUACAGGCCGAGGAAGCGGAGUUGGGAACAGUUGAGAACCACAAAAGCAUCGUCAUGCACCUGCUUUCGCAGCUUAAAAAUGGGAUGGAUCUGACAAAGGUUGUUCUCCCCACCUUCAUAUUGCAAAAGCGAUCCCUAUUGGAAAUGUUCGCCGAUCACUUGGCGCACCCGGAUUUAUUCAUUAAUAUCAACCGUGGUGAAGACCCCGAAGCCCGGAUGGUUGCUUUUGUACAGUGGUAUCUCACUUCAUUUCACGCUGGAAGAAUGGAUAAGGUCGCGAAAAAACCGUAUAAUCCGAUCGUUGGUGAAUGCUUCCAUUGUUGCUGGAUUAUGCCUCCCAGUGGCCGUUCGACAGGGGUCGAUCUCACAGACGCUCCCUCUGAUUCCCCACAGGACAUGAAUUUUGACAUCAUCACCUACUGUGCAGAGCAAGUCUCCCACCAUCCACCAAUCACAGCGUUUCAUGUUGAGUCUCCGGUCAACCGCAUGCGACUGGAUUCCUGUGUGCACAUUAAAUCGAAGUUUCAAGGUAUGAGUGUCAGUGUGACACUUUUUGGGAAAACUGUUCUACAUCUGGGUGAACACGAUGGAGAGGAAUACCACUUCUCUUUCCCCAUAGCGUACGCUCGAUCCAUCAUGAAAACUCCUUGGUUGGAGUUGGGUGACAAGGUUUCCAUCAACUGUCCGCAAACCGGCUAUUCGGCCUCUGUUAACUUCUUCACUAAGCCAUUGCGAGGCAACAAAUUGCAUCGCAUCACUGCCGAAGUUUUUGCUCCAUCGAACACGAAAUCGACAUCUCCGAACAAUCUGGUCGCACGCGUCUGUGGCGUGUGGAAUGGAGUGAUGCAGUUCGAACAACUGGGUGAUGGAGGAAAAAGCUGGACCAUCGAUGUCACGACGUUACCUGUUACACCGAAGUACGUUCGCCCGAUAGAUAAACAACGCCCAGAAGAGUCUCGACGCCUUUGGCAGCACGUCACCGAGGCGUUACACGCUGACAAUAUUGAACUGGCUACUGAGAAGAAACGUGAGCUUGAAGAUCGGCAGAGAAUGAGUGAGAAAUUUCGCUUGUUUCAUCAGAUCCCUUUCCCCGUGAAAUAUUUCGUAUGGGAUGGAACCAGUUGGAAUUUUCGUGGACUUCAAAAAACCCCAACCCCACUGAUUUCACUUUGAACAAAUUGAGAGUAUAGCUCAGUCCCUACCAUGUUGUUUGAUCAUUCCUUUCUUAACGUAUCUUUCUUCACCUUCUCAUGGGUGAAUUUAUUCUGUGUUAUCAACCUCAGUUUUCUCUUCCGCACUGUGUCAAACUUACUUCUGAGUGUAAAAAUUUCCUUUCAUUUAACUGCUGUUGGCCUUUGUGAUCGGCCUUCUGGUGUGUGUGCCCAAACUUUUUUUUACAAACUUGUGCCCAUUCUUACAUGUGUUUAUCCGAUUUUUUCACAUAAUACUGUUUGCGUUUUGCCUUUUCUCAUUCCUUUAAGCCAUUUUGAGCCGGAUUUGCAAUCAUGUAUUUUACGCUUAUUUCUUGUAUGUUAAUAUGCAGUAUUCGGUCCACCUUCAUGCUGCUGUCACUUGGUUUUGGUUGGUCAUAUUUUUGAUCAUCCUGUAAGGCCAGUGUUUCCCUGUGCCGAAUGUCCCAAGAUCCCCCAAGACUCAGAAUCAACUUCUCUAUUCAGAUUUUCCUUUUCUGAAUUUAUAUUAGCACUUAAUUGCCG